AUGGGCGCAACUGGUAACUGGAUGCUUAUAAAGAUUAUUAAAUUGUUUGGUGCUCUGACCCCUUUGGAACCUCGGCUUGGUAAAAAAUUGAUAGAACCUCUUACAAAUCUCAUCCACAGUACAUCUGCAAUGUCUCUGCUGUAUGAGUGUAUCAACACUGUAAUUGCAGUACUGAUAUCCAUUUCUUCAGGGAUGCCCAACCAUAGUGCCUCUAUUCAGCUGUGUGUCCAGAAGCUCAGGAUACUAAUCGAAGAUUCGGAUCAGAAUUUGAAAUAUCUUGGAUUGCUGGCAAUGUCAAAAAUAUUGAAGACUCACCCUAAGUCAGUCCAGGCUCAUAAAGAUCUAAUUAUGCAGUGUUUAGAUGACAAAGAUGAGUCUAUAAGGCUUAGGGCUCUCGACCUCCUGUAUGGAAUGGUUUCAAAGAAAAAUUUGAUGGAAAUAGUGAAAAAGUUGAUGAUACAUAUGGACAAAGCAGAAGGAACAACAUACAGAGAUGAAUUACUGUCCAAAAUAAUCCAGAUAUGUUCACAGAACAAUUAUCAGUACAUAACUAACUUCGAAUGGUAUGUGAGUGUCUUGGUUGAAUUAACACGUAUGGAAGGAAGCCAACAUGGGUCACUAGUUUCUUCCCAGAUGUUAGAUGUAGCGAUACGUGUGCAGGCAAUUCGUCCAUUUGCUGUUCAACAGAUGGAGUUGCUGUUAGAAAAUGCACAUUUUUUGACAUCUGGUACUGGUCAGAGUUCGACAAUGGCAGAAGUACUGACAGCCGCUGCCUGGAUCUGUGGAGAGUUUCCAGAGUACUUAAGAGAUCAGCAGAGUACUUUGGAGGCAAUGAUACGAAGCAGAGUUUUUGGAUUACCAGGACAUAUUCAGGCUGUGUAUGUUCAGAAUAUAUUAAAACUUUUUGCAAGUAUUUUUGUGCAGGCAGAACAGAAGAAAGAUGUGGAAAGAAUAUCUAAGGUUUGCAAAAUGAUUGCCAGUAAUCUCCCCCAGUUUGUUUCCAGUGCAGAUUUGGAAGUUCAAGAACGCUCCAGCUCAGCUCUACAGUUGGUGCUUUACAUAGAGAAGCUUGUGAACAAAGGAGAUUUAGACAUAGCUGGUGAAGUAGCAGCUUUAUUUAUUGGAGAACUAAACCCUGUUGCACCAAAGGCUCAGAGAAAGGUUCAAGUACCAGACGGACUUGACCUAGAUGCUUGGAUCAAUGAUCCACCAUCAGAAUCAUCGGGAAGUGGUGACGAUGAAAAUGAUGAAGGUUUUGUAAAAGUUACUGAUAUCUUUGUUAAAUCUGAUAAUUUAUCAGAAAGUUAUACAAAAGUCAUUCGCCCUCAGAAAGAACCGACAGAAGAAGAACUGCAAAAGUCACGAAGGGCACGAAAAUUGGAACAAGAAAAUAAUCCUCACUACCUCAAGCCUAGAAAAUCAAGCAUUGGUAAGAAGACUGAUGAACUGCUUGACAUACCAGUUGCCCAGUUAGAUAUUCCAGUCACCUUAAGGGUGCCAGGUUUGGCAUCCCCCGAUAAAUAUAUAAUGAAGAACUCAAAAACCCAUAGCAGAAAGAAGAAGAAAAUGUCCAAAGGUAAAAAACGUCUGUCCAGUGAAGAGGAGGAUUUGUCUCACCCAGUUCAUCUGGUGAAUACCGACAAGGGAGAAAUGCCGGAAGGAGCCCAAUCAUCUGAGGAUGACACAGAUACAAGGCCAAAUGAUGAUCCCCACAGGGCUCUUGAUAUCAACUUGGAUGAACCUCUUCGAGAAGAUGAAGCACUUGCUGUGCCACAUUCUCAUAGUGCCUCCAGUGUAUCCACUAAAAAAGAUUCCAAUGAUCUCAGUAAAAAAAAGUCUGUCAAAACUGAAGAAGCUAAAACUGUAAAAAAGUCAAAGAAGGGCUCUAAAUCUGGAGUUAAGAAGAAAAAAUCUGGACGACGUCAUCCCAAAGAGGCAGUGGAAGAUCAGUCGACAACUGCUGACAUGCUGACUCUGGAUGAACACUUGGAUAAGCCUCUGGUUGAACCAUUUACUACCAACCCAACAUCUGGGCUUCUGUUAGAAAGUGAAGGAAAACUAAUAACAACUGAGGCAAAUGGAAAAGAACCAAGUACUAAAAAAGAAAAAAAGAAAACAAAAGAUGGGAAAAAAUCGAAGAGAAAAGUCAUCUCGAAGCUAAAAGAGGGCUAUGAAGAAGCAUCAGGAAUAUCAACUCCAUCAAAAGAAGUUGUGACUGAACAGUCUAGUAGUGCAAUCACAGGAGGGGCAGGGACAGAAAUAAACCCUCCAUUCUCCUGCUUAUCAUCAUUCUCGAGACUGGCUAGUGACAACUCAGUGGAAAUGGUGUAUGGAACGAGCCUGUGUGAAACUGAUGAGGUGGCUAUAACUGUAGUGUUGAAGAAUCAGUCACCUUCUCUCUUGAAAGAAUUUUGUUUCUCAGUCAGCAAUACAUCUUUGGUGAAAUUAAUAAAACCAGAGCUAAAUGACGAUUAUGGGUUAAAUCUUAAUUUGACCUUACCUCCCAGUGGCUCAACUGAAUUGCAGCUAUUUUUCCGAGUACUUAGCGUUGACCAGUCUCAUAAAUUACGGGGAACCCUUACUUACAUGGUUCAGUCAUCUGAUGACAUGUCAUCACAUGAGAAGCUGGACUUCUGGGUCAACAUUCCAUGCUCAACUUUUAUGAUAGCCAGAGUAUGUGGAGCAGAUACAGUGUCUGAUCUACUUACAAGUGGGCAGCUUCCCUACCACAACUCAUUUCAUCUUAAGAAUAUCAUGCAAGACACAGCUCAGAUGAUAUCGCAGAUCUGUUUCCACUGUAAUUUUGUUCUUGUGGAACAAAUUGAAAAUACAGCAUCUUUGUACAGCCGAUCAGUUGAUGGAUCUCAUAUAUGUUUGUUACUUAAGGUGGAUCGUUCGUGUACAGCAAUAUCAAUUGAUGGUAAAAGUGACAAUGAGGUGCUACUAAGCAAUAUCAUCAGUGAAAUAGAGAAACUACUUCAGCCUGGCUCUUGAUUACUUUUGUAAUUAAUUAAUGGGGGUCUGGGAUAUGAAUCGUUAUUUAGUCAAAAUACUGACAUGAAUCUUCCUGAAUGAUUGC
This is a messenger RNA of Schistocerca serialis cubense, 3079 nucleotides long. RefSeq names its product AP-3 complex subunit delta-1-like. Lineage: Eukaryota; Metazoa; Arthropoda; Insecta; Orthoptera; Acrididae. The coding region runs from base 1 to 2994 and encodes 997 amino acids. Gene Ontology annotation, biological process: synaptic vesicle budding from endosome; protein targeting to vacuole; Golgi to vacuole transport. The record is from RefSeq and is a predicted model, not a curated record. The transcript has 2 exons. Gene Ontology annotation, cellular component: AP-3 adaptor complex; presynaptic endosome; terminal bouton.